CGUAGCGGUAGCGCUGCGCUUCGCGCGUUUUUCGACUGUGCCGGAACUUUUCGGCAGCGGCGACUGUUCGUGCAGGCCUCGUGCAGGCGAUAAAGCGUGCCUACGGCACCAAGAAAAGCACCAUAAAACCCUAGUGGAGACCAGCGUUGUGAAGACAGUCCUGUGGAGUGUCACUGCUGCGCAAAAGUGGAGCGGGAGUCGAGGAGGAGAGCGAUUGUGGCGUUUGUUCCUGGCCGUAUUUCGGGCUCUGAGCUGUGCUUCCUGCAGGGAAGCAGACAUACUCUCCCCCUCCUCACAUUCUGCUGGGACACCAUGCAAACAAAACCCACAUUGGGCAACUUUCAACUGCCUAGCCAGCAGCAGCAGCCUGUCGCAAGCCACGAAGAAGAGCCAGAAAGCAUGUCCCAGUCUGGCCCUGUGGACAUUCCGGAGGCACUCAAGUUCAAGGGCGAGGAAGAUAAGUCGGUGGUGACGGGGGUGUCACUGCCAUCGUUGGCCGCACCUGCCCCUCGUUUACAUGCAUCCUCAGUGGCGGCAAGAUCAACAUUGUCCGUGUGCAGAAAACGAGAGGGUCAGGCCACGCCUGCAAGUAAAAGAAGAAAGCGAAACCAUGAUAAUGUUCUGGUGCAGCAGCUGGGGCCCGGCAUGUCCAGUGCCCUGGAAGUUACCCCGCUAAAAGAUGACCUCGACUUGUUUGCAAUGUUGCUAGUCCGGCUCAUGAGACUAGUAAGCGUUGACAAGCAAAUGGACCUGCGCAUAGAGAUGCUGCGUACUAUCGACAAAUAUAUGGAGUAAUUUUUCUUUCAUAUUUGGCUCUACCACUGGGCCUUCAUAGUGCUGAUGACACAUUGGCUUGGGAAAAGGAACACAUAACAAACAUGCAUUGUUCAUGCUAUCUUUUUUUUUUUUUUUUUUGCUCGUCCAUGUGUAUAAUGCACCAUGGAGGUGCAGUGAAAGUGCCAGCCAGCUGAUUAAACAUGUUUGCUAAAUGUAUUUAUUUUCUUUUAUAUUUCUUUCCACCUCAGUUAUAUCACAUCCCAUUCCACGAAACUUAAAUGUGCCACUUAGGGCUCAGCGGCUCCAUGCCAUAGCUUCUGAAUCAGGCAUCUGCGACUGAAUUUAUGGCAUUGCAUGUUUAGUUUGAGUUCACGUGGGCUGGUUGGUAUAUGGUAGAUAUCAACUGCUAUUGUUUAAGACUGUAAAAGUGUUUUAUUCCUAUUGCUUUGUAUUUCUGUGUUCCCUGUGUUACUGCAACGGCACCAAUUAAAACAUUUUUAGAACGCA
Molecule: messenger RNA, 1284 nt
Organism: Dermacentor andersoni
Lineage: Eukaryota; Metazoa; Arthropoda; Arachnida; Ixodida; Ixodidae
Source: RefSeq, a predicted model, not a curated record